Messenger RNA from Myxozyma melibiosi, 1378 nucleotides. RefSeq lists its product as uncharacterized. The transcript has 2 exons. NCBI's taxonomy places the organism in Eukaryota, Fungi, Ascomycota, Lipomycetes, Lipomycetales, Lipomycetaceae. The record is from RefSeq and is a predicted model, not a curated record. Bases 185 to 1018 code for a protein of 277 amino acids. Gene Ontology annotation, biological process: intronic box C/D snoRNA processing; tRNA processing; nuclear-transcribed mRNA catabolic process, RNase MRP-dependent. Gene Ontology annotation, molecular function: ribonuclease P activity; ribonuclease MRP activity. Gene Ontology annotation, cellular component: nucleolar ribonuclease P complex; ribonuclease MRP complex.
UAAACGGAUCGUAGACUAAUUACAAUAUCCUUAGAAUCUACAGCUACAGAAUUUUAUGGUUUCAAUAUCAAAAGUCCCAACGCGUCCACCCCACUGACCAGCACGGAACACUACAAAUAUAUUUCUUUCAAUCCACCAAAACCAGCCUGCAGCACACCACAGGCUUUGGCGGGCAUCAACAAAUAUGCUUCGAUUUUUCAACUCAAAGGAGGAGAGCCCAUCGUAUUUUGCUGGAAGUAAGCGGAAACGUGGGGAACAGGAAGAAGAGGGAGAUGAGCAAUUGGGUCAAACGGCUCCAGAGGCGGGUUCGGGAGAAGGUAGCUCUGCUCAGGUAGUUGGGACUAUAGAGGAUGACACAGAGGGGGAUGAAGACGGUACGAAUCAGAAGAAACGAAAGGUUGAUGAUAUAGAGGACGGUGAGGAUGAGGAUGCGAUUGCGUCUGACGCUGGAGACGGAUUUACUGCGGACGGAAAAAUCAAUACUGCAUUAUUGGACCCGAUAACAGUGGCGAAAUAUGAGAAGAAAAAGGCAAAGCAGAAGGAAAGGCAGGAGAAAAGGAAAGAGAAAGAGAUUCUCAAACAGAAAGGCCCGGAAUAUAACGCUUCGUUCCGGCAUACUUUGCGUCCCCAAGAAUGGAGUUAUAUCAGGGUGAAACUGACUCUGAUUCCCGCGUCAAUCUCAACCCCGAUGCCAAAAGUAAUCGACGUCCUGACAAUCUACACAAUUCUCUCGAGCGCGUUAAAGCGAAGUUUAGGCAACGUCGGCUCAUCCUUCCAGCUCGACGUCCUACAAGCCUCGUCGGUCGAAAACAUCGUGAUCCGCGUGCCGAGCAGUAACCUCGAAGCAGCGCGGGCGGCGCUGAGCGCGUACAAUGUCGACACGAAUGUUCCGGCUGCGUUGGGCGGUGGUGCGAAGGCGGUUGAUGGAUGCGCGAGUUUGGGGGUUACGGUGGUGGGGGCCAGUUCGUUUUUGGCGGGCGUUGUGGGGCCGUCUAGGAUAUGGAAGCCGCCUAGUUGAGUUAUCGAUUGUGUAGUUACAGGGAAUAUAUAAGUUGGACAAUGUACGAUUGUAGCCUGCAGAAGCAGCAACACAAAUCAAUUAAAAUGGCAAUUUACGAAUGGAGAGAGCGGAAGAGAGAAUGUGAACUAUCUUUCUUUUUGGAAUUUAAGAACUGAAGAUGAGCCGGAUGUGCUCACGAUAUUAUAAGGAACAGAGAAGAUAGAAUAUUUAACAAAGAGGAGAUCCGGACUAUUCCAGCUAGUAAGAUAGUAAGACAAAAAAAACAAACAAAACUAGAAAAGUAAGAAGAAACUGAUCGAAGACGUUGAGCAACCAUAAUAACAAUGCGGAAAAGAUAAAAAGAUAAAAAUCGCCAAU